GUUUCCAAAAUAUGUACCAUCCGAAGGAUUUGGAAGAAUCGUUUCAACCAACCUGGAAAUGUCAUCGGAGACGGCGAGUAAUUUGCCGGCGUCAGAUGUCACCGGCCUAAAUUUCAAGGAAACGGAGCUGACGUUAGCUUUACCAGGAGAUUCUCGUGCUGAGACGACAUCAAAGAACAACAGUAAGAGAGCAUUCUCUGAAACCGUGGAUCUGAAUCUCGGGAGCGCUAACAGAGAUAAAUCAAUAACCGAUCCCUCCGGUGCCGGAAAACCACCGGCUGAGAAGGCACAGGUGGUUGGAUGGCCGCCGGUGAGAUCGUUCAGGAAGAACGUGUUGAAAAGCUGCACAUACGUGAAGGUAGCAGUAGACGGAGCACCGUAUCUACGGAAGAUAGACUUGGAAUUGUACUCCAGCUAUGAACAGCUCUUGAGCGCUUUGGAGAAGAUGUUCAGCUGCUUCACCAUCUGUAAUUAUGAAAAUGAGAGGAAGCUUGUGGAUCCUGUUAAUGGAACUGAAUACGUUCCUACUUAUGAAGAUAAAGAUGGUGAUUGGAUGUUAGUCGGAGACGUUCCUUGGAAAAUGUUCAUCGCUUCAUGCAAGAGGAUUCGAUUGAUGAAAAGUACAGAAGCAAUUGGAUUAGAACCAAAAACGCCUUCGAAAUGCACAAGCACAAGCUAAGGAAGAAGUUACAUGGAAGGCCCCUUUUGAUUGAUAAGAACACUUUUAUGUACAGAGACUUUAUAUUAACACCCCCCCCCCCCCCUUGUGUUGUUUGAUCUUAUUUUCUUGGGGAGUUUUGAUAAUCUAAUGGGAGUAGUAGAGUAAUAAGAGAGACCUGCCUUGUUAAUUAUACACCUUAAAAUACUGGUGCAGUUAUAUAUACUUUAGUCCUCGGCUUUUUAAGUUUGAAAAUUUAAUGAUAUACUUCUGAUACUCA
Molecule: messenger RNA, 938 nt
Organism: Telopea speciosissima
Lineage: Eukaryota; Viridiplantae; Streptophyta; Magnoliopsida; Proteales; Proteaceae
Product: auxin-responsive protein IAA1-like
Exons: 8
Coding region: 59-679 (206 amino acids)
Biological process (GO): regulation of DNA-templated transcription
Cellular component (GO): nucleus
Molecular function (GO): protein binding
Source: RefSeq, a predicted model, not a curated record